Molecule: messenger RNA, 2322 nt
Organism: Effrenium voratum
Lineage: Eukaryota; Dinophyceae; Suessiales; Symbiodiniaceae
Source: the annotation of a GenBank genome assembly
AUGCUGAAAUCGAUUCGCAUGCAGAUCGCCCUGCUGGCGAUUGUGCCGCUAUUGGCCUACGGUGUUGCGACAUUUAUCGCGCUCAACGAGGCCUACACGGAAAGCCGGGUUGCCGCCGAUAUCUAUCCGACGGCGCUGAUGGCCGAAAAAUCCGAGGCCGUGCUGCAUGAAUUGCAGAAGGAGCGGGGCAGGACUGCCGUUCUUCUUGCAUCAGGCUACUCCGAUGAGCCCAGGGCACUCCUGGACAGGCAACGCGGCGCAACCGACAAGGCGCUUGACGACCUGCGAAAGACGGUUGUUGAUUUCAAUGUCGGCAAUCCCAAGCUUGUUGAAGAAGUCCGCGCCACUGCAAGCGGGUUGGACACCAUCGCAGGGCACCGCUCCGGAAUCGAUGGCCGGAUCCUGAACGGCAAGCAAAACCUGGAAUUUUAUUCAGGUAAGAUUCGCGACCUGAUCCUGAUUAUUCAGGAAGCCCAGCAUGCGAGUGCGGAUCCCGAAUACGCCGAACAGAUGACACCAUUCCUGCUGCUCACCGAAGCAAUCGAGGCAGGUGGGCUGGAACGUGCGCUUGGUGCUCAGCUCUUCACGAUCAUCGAGAAGAACGGAGAAAUACCAGUUGAUCGGUUUCUUGCCUAUUUUGAUCGCUUGUCGGUUGAAACCACGUUUCUGGAGAACUUCAAGAGUGUAGCGACGCCGGAAGAGCUCGCAUCCUACAACCAGAUCGUGGUGGGACCGGCUGUCAAUCAGAUCGCGGAGUGGCGCAGUGUUCUGCGCAAAUUGCCGCAGACGCAGGACGGUCAGGGGAUCGAGGGAUCCGUCUGGUUCGGCAAGGCGACCGAACGCCUGAACCUGAUCCGAGAGACAUCGCUGGGGAUGCUCAAGGCCGGAGAACUAAGAGCACAGGAGCUUGCUGCUGCCGCGAUUUCCCACCUGAAUUAUGUAAUUGCCGAAACGCUUGCUGUUAUCCUUCUGACCCUUGCAAUAUGUGUCUGGCAGCUCCGCAGCGUCAACGGUGUCCUGGCAAACCUGACAGCCAACCUCGUGCGCAUUUCCAAUGGUGAUAUCGAGUUCAAGAUGCCCUACGGCGAGCGUAGCGACGUCAUUGGGGAUCUCGCGCGUGCCGGUGGUGUUUUUCAGGAGAACGCGAGGGUGCGCCAGAAACUGGAGACCGAAGCUGCCAAGGAACGUGAUCGCGAGCGCAUGCGCCAGAAUCACGUUGAGGAAUUGAUCAACAAGUUCAAGGAUCUGAUGAACAGCGUUACAGGCGAAGUUCACGAAAAGACAGGCACCAUGACCGAGAUUGCUGCGCGUGUCCGGUCGAUCUCGCAAGAAGCAUCUGGAGCUGCAACACAAGCCCGCGAUGCAUCCGCCUCGUCAUCAAACAACGUUCAGACAGUCGCAGCCGCAGCCGAAGAGAUGUCCGCCGCGAUCCAGGAAAUCAUGAGCCAGGCCGAUCGUGCCAACACUGUCAUCAGCGACGCGACGGGUGUGGCGCAACGAACUGAUCAGAGUGUUUCAAGCCUAGCGGAAGCGGUGGAAAAAAUAGGAACCGUCGUGGAGAUGAUCCGGGCAAUUGCCGAACAGACCAAUCUCCUGGCGCUGAAUGCGACCAUAGAGGCCGCAAGAGCCGGUGAGGCCGGCAAGGGUUUCGCGGUGGUCGCGGCGGAGGUCAAGGAGCUUUCCACGCAAACCGCCAAGGCAACGGAGGAAAUCUCAAGUCAGAUUUCUUCCGUGCAGGGACUGACCGAUGAAGCCGUCGGUUCCAUUCGGAAGAUUUCCGGUUCCAUUGAGAUGAUCAGUGAAGUGACCAGUGCGAUCACAACCGCGGUCGGUGAGCAAAGCGUUGCGACGCAGGAGAUCUCGCAAAGCAUCACCAUGGCCGCGAGCGAGACGAGCAAUGCCGUCAACAGCGCCGAAAGCGUCGAUCAGGCCGUUCAGACAACUGCGGGUGAAGCUCAAAUCGUCGAUCGAAUCUCCGGCGAGGUCAAGGACGUUGCCGAUCAGAUGGCAAAGGGCAUCGAAGGGUUCCUUGUUGAAAUGGCCCAGGAUGUUGAGGAACGCCGCCGGGCCUCGCGCACGCUGGAGUCGGGUCAGACGGUAACAUUGACUACUCAAGACGGGCGCGAGAUUACGACCAGCCUGGUGAACAGUUCCGAAGGUGGUGUUGCAGUCACCAGCUUUGAAGGUGCCGACGUUGGAAUGCGCAUUACCUAUGAGGACGCGUCCGGUGACAGGCACCCCAUGGAAGUCAGGUGGGUGAAGGAUGGUAUUGCCGGACUGAAAAUCAAUGCGGCUGAAGACCACCUGUAUGCGGCGGCUUGA